This is a messenger RNA of Sycon ciliatum, 399 nucleotides long. Its product is annotated as keratinocyte-associated protein 2-like. The transcript has a single exon. Lineage: Eukaryota; Metazoa; Porifera; Calcarea; Leucosolenida; Sycettidae. The record is from RefSeq and is a predicted model, not a curated record. The coding region runs from base 1 to 399 and encodes 132 amino acids.
AUGGCUCUCCCCACUGCCGUAUCGUUCUUGGUUUCGACCACCUUCUGCGUUAUCACCUUCGCUGGAAUGCAGCUUUUCAAGGCUACACUUGCUGGCAGUGAAAUGAUGACGAUUGUUGGAGGACUUGUUGGAUCAGUAUUGUUCAUUUUGCUAUUGACUGGUGUUAGCAAUGCUGAGACACUAGUGUUCGGUCGUGGAUUUCAGACCAAGCUUCCUGAGGUUGCCGUGUGUCUGCUGAUGGCUGCUAUUGCUUCUGGAUUAGUUCAUCGUGUCAGCUUCACCACCUGCAUCUUGUUUUCAUUGGCCAACCUGUACUUCAUCAACCGAAUUUCCAGCUCUGUCUAUGGAGGUUCUCAAGCAACCAAGGGAGCUGCAGUCCCUGCCAGGAGAAAGAAGUAA